UACAGGAUUUUUCCUGUGUGCACUUGAACGCGUCUCAGCAAAUCGCUGCGCACGGGGCGAAUUGGUGGCUAUUUUGUGUUUAUUUAUAGUUUUCCCAAUUAAAAUAGCGAAUCUGGAAGAGCGGAGCGGAGUGGGGAAUGUUGGCAGACUGAUAGCCGGUGAAUGGAGGUCAGAGCAGACACACGGUGAGACGCGGAGGGGGAGAGGGAGGACGGACAGCGGCUAUCCGCCUUCAAAAAUGGCGUCUCCGGAGGAAAAUGAGUAAAAAAUAUUAAAACGCGGCCUGUUUCUUUUUACACUUCCUCGUUCGGCUUUUGAGAUAUUUUCGCUGCAUGCCGUGGAUUUCUUCAACGCUUGCGACCUCGUCGUCGCUUUGACUCGAAUGGCUGCGAGAGGAAAGACGAGGAGCGCGUAUUCGGGGAAAUAAAAGCUGCCCAGUUUUAUUUCGAUGCGUCGUUGCUGACAGCUAGCAUCCUGCUAACCUGGUAGCUCCGCUUUCUAGAGGGGGUGGGAACGAUUUGCAUGCAAAGAAAAAAAGAGAUUUUUUAAAUUGGGGAUUUCUUUGCUCGCCCAUGGGGAAUGAUUGCAACCAACGUGGCUUGUCGAUCUUUUCUAAAGCUAGCAGGCAUAGCCAAAACUAGCCCGAAGAAAGGGGAGGAGAAACGGUGAAAAGGGACGCAUUCAAGUCAAAUGUUUGAAAGCAAUUCGCCCAUCACCGACCAAAUCAUCUUCAUCAUGACCGGGACUGAUUUUAGACCAAAUCUGCAUUAAAGGAAAUGAUAAACGUGAAAGACGCAGGAAAAGGAGAAAGACUGGCUUUUUUGGAGGUGGUUGGAUUAUAACCCCGUAGACCCCCCUCUUUUUUCAUCCAGUUUUCUCCUCCUCCCCACCAUUUCUCUUUCAAUAUGCUGUUUUCCACUCCUGAGGACUUGCUUAUGAAACCGGGGAAAAUCGCUUGAAAACGAGAACGGGAGAGACUGGAUUUUUUUCUCCCCCAUAUCGCGUCCUGCUACGUUCUCGUUGCUUUCAUCCUCAUUGCACGCACUGAACAAGAACAAGACAUAAAUGGAUAGAAAUUACCCGGGAACAGGAUUCGGCGAUUUGGGCGCAGGAGCAGGAUGGAGUUACGACAGAACGGCAAAAGCAAGUCUUGUAUAUGGGAGUUCCAGAUCAUCCCACCCCGAGUCUGAGCUCCUUCACCGACAAGCCUACGCCACCCCACACCCUCUGCAGGGCUAUGCCACCAAUCACCACCCAGGGAGCUCUGGCCAAGGCGGGGCUUGGGGAGCAGCUGGACGGAGUUUGGGUCUUUCUGGGCUUUUUGACACUGGCCUGCACCACGCUAGCCCCUCGGCUCCUGAUGCCUCAGUCAUGAAUCUGAUCUCAGCCCUGGAGUCCAGAGGCCCCCAGCCUCCACCCUCUGCCUCCUCCCUUCUCUCUCAGUUCCGCACGCCGUCCUGGCAGACAGCGAUGCACACGCCUGGUCCGCCUGAACUAUUCAUCCCUGGAGCCCUUCCUGGCUCUGGAUCCUUCCCCUCCUCUUCGGCUCUGUCAGCGUAUCAACAUCCAGCGUCCUUCUCAAGCCGCUCUUUCCCCGCUGCCUCCCUUUCCCUCCAGGACACACCAACAUUCAGCCCCACAUCCAACGGUCUUCUGUCCCCACAUGAUCCCCUAAUACACAUCAAAGCCCCGUCACAAUCAAGCCUGGGUUUCGAUCGACUCCUGUCCUCGCAGGGCGCCGCUGCAUACAGGGGCAGCCAGGAUCCCACGGGCGCCACAUCGGCCCAGGCGUCCUCCGCCAGGCAUCUGCAGUCGCAUCAGUUCAAUCUGCUCUCAUCACAGCUGCAGGACCAGUCGUCCCAGCUGUAUAAUCCCUCAGUCUUUUCCUCAGCCCAGCCCCAGUCCCAGUCCCAAUCCCAGUCGAACUCGGCCCAAGAGCGGGCCGUGCCGAGGCAGGACAGCGUAAUCAAGCACUAUCAGCGGCCAUCGCCGGCCCAGUCCCAGCUCUCAUCCUCGGCGGCUCACUCUCUUCAGCACUAUCUCAGCUGUGGAGGAGCGGGGUACCAGCCCAUUGCUGCCCACCACAGACACGCCGGCCUGUCUUGCAGCCCACUCGGCGACCAGAGCCCCUCGUCGGACCACAAGCCCACCUCUCGCACUGAGCAGUAUCGGCCAAUCAUCCAGCCUCCCUAUUCCUCCUCUUCAUCCUCCUCUUCCUCGGCUGGGAAAGGUACCAAAAGCAGUUCCAGUAGUGGCUAUUCUUCUGGCAGCUCUGCGUCAUCCUCAAGAACUCCUCAUACACCUCCCUCUGCUUCCUCUACCUCCUCUUCCUCCUCGUCUUCUUCAGCCACUUCAGGGGCCCACCCUUCCAAUUCCAUUCCCACCUCUAGCUCAAGUGCAGCUCCGUCUAGGCAGCAGCCACCCCCCCAGACAGCUCCACCUCCCCCUACAUCUCAGCAACAACAGCCCCCUCCCACUUCCACUUCAGCUCCACAGUCACUCCCCAAGUCCUGCCUGUCUGGCUACGGCUCUCCUGUGCCCCCAGUGAAGACCCCUAACUCUGCUCUGACUGGUCAGACUCCACCCCAGCAGCAGACGCAGUCAUAUUCCCCCAAUCAGCCACCACCAGCCCACCUGGCUCAGUCUUAUGGAGGCUUCAGCUCCCCACAGGCCCAAGACCUGAGCUCUGGUACGGGUGGGAAAGGCUACGGGAGUUUAGGAGGACGGAGCCAUUCGUACUCCACUGAUUUAUACGGUGCUGAUUCUGCUUAUGGAUCACUUUCAUCCUCCCUGGGUGGAGCUGGCAGUCCAUCGUUGGGUUAUGGAGCUCCAGGCCACUCACCUGCCCUUUUGAGGUCCAGCGGUUCAUCAGGUAAUGGAGCAUCAGGAGGAGGAAGCAGCAGCGGUGCUGGGAGUGGGAACUCAGGCUCAGGAGGCGGAGCUGGAAACAGCAUGACCAAUGAAAGAGCUGGAGGAGGCAGUGGUGGAGGCUCUUAUCAUAUUCCAGAUUCCAGCCCCUCUCCCUCAGGCAACUCGGGCAUCAUCCGUCCAGGGUUGCACUCGCCAGUCCCCACCUGUCCCACUCAGUCUCCAGGAGGCGCAGGCUCUAACAAGUACAUUUCUUCCGUCCUCUCGCCCACCUUUCUGGCCUCCCCACAGGGCUUCCCUGACACCCGAGGCCCCCCCUCCCAGCCUCAGUCAUAUCACUCCAAUUCCUCCAAAACGAAGGCAGACACCUCCAUGCUAGGAGUGGGCUCUCAAAGGUCCCAGGAUGAAGUGGAUGAUGAUGAUGAGUUCCUAAUUCAGCACCUGCUCCAAGCUCAGGCAAGUCCUGCUCCUCAGAGCGCCCACCACCCCCAGCCGACAUCCCAGCAAACGCAGCCCCAAUCCCAGUCAGUCCCCCCAACCAGCGAUUCAGGCAAAGGGAUGAGUUACGACAUGGGCAAGAGCUCCGAGGAGAGGUACCACCCGCAAAGUGUCAUUCGUACUCACAGCGCCACUUCUGCUGCUGGGGUAGGAGGUGCAGGCUCUGGAGGGUCCAUCUCAGGGCUGGACAGCCAGCUGGAGAUGUCUCUAAAGAAGCCGCAGCAUCAGCAGCACCACCACCAACCACAGCAGCCCCAGAGGAACGACAGAGCUGUGAGCAGCAGAAACAGCGGUGGGAGAAGCAGCACUGAACAGGUGCACUCCCACCUCCAUCACCACGACAACCUCGGAUCGGUUGUCCACUACGGCCGGGGCGACCCGUAUUCCCAGCACUCCCUCACGCGCCAGCACUCCUCGCAUAGUCAGCACGUGUCCUCGCACUCGCAGAUGCCACCUCUCUCCCAGAUGGAGCUCCAGAAGAAGCCCCAGGAGCGGGCGGACAUCCCGUAUCCUCGGAAAACGCCAGAACUCCAGCAGCAGCAGCAGCAUUCCCAAUCUCAAGCUGCCGUGUCCCUCAUGGACUCUCCCACGGAUCAGUCCCGCCAGCCGCCACACCUGCUCCAGUCGGUGCUCUCCCACACCACCCGUAACAAGCUGGAGCCCCAUCAGCCUCACCAUAAGAUGGACUCCCACCGCCAACACCAACAGCACCACAAAAUGGACUCCCUCCCGCCUCAUCAGCAACAUUCAAAGAUGGACUCUCUCUCUCAGCACCAACAGCACCAUAAAAUGGACUCUCUGCCCCAACAGCAGCAGCACUCCAUCAGCCAGCAGCAAGCUGUGAUGGAGGGUGCUGCGGGGAGACUCGGCUCGUCCAAGCAUCAGGCUCAGUCCCAGUCCCAAACCACCCAGUUGCAGCUGCAGCUUCAGUCCCAGGCUCUGGAGGUGGCAGCAGCUCAUUACAACCACGGUCCGCAUCCACACGACCAGAGCCAGGUCAAACAAAGCUCCGUGGUGUCCGAGCUGGACAUGCUGGAGCGCUCCCUCUCUCAGACCUCCUCCUCAGACGUUGGUGUCGCAGAAGACCGACGUGGUGGCCCCGGCAGCGCGGGGAGAAGCAGCGGCAGCAGCGAGCGCCACAGGCAGUCACAGCAGGAGCCCCAGAGGCAGCACCAACCUCACCAUCAGCCGCCACAACCCCACCACUCGCAGCAACACCCGGCUUCCGAGCUCCACUCCUUCCUCUCCGAGCCCGACAUCGGUCUGUCCACCCAGUCCCACAUGCACCACCUGUCGCAACAUCACGCGCAGCAGCAACAGCAGCACCCAGCCUCUCACCCCCAUCACCCUCAUGCCCAGUCUCACCCUCAACAGCAGCCUCCUCACCCUCAUCACAUACCACCCCCUCCUGCUUCUGUCCACUCCCAGGCACAGCCCGACCCACAGCAGCCACUCUCCAGUCAGCUCCCAAAUCAGCAGAGCCAGCUGGACCAGCAGCGCUCAGAACAGCACCAGUUUGACACGGUCAGCCCGGUCGAGAAAGCCGACCAGAACCAACAAAGUAACCGCUUUGUCCCCUUAACCUCCAUCUGCUUCCCAGACUCCCUCCUUCAGGACGAGGACCGCUCCUUCUUCCCAGGAAUGGAGGACAUGUUUUGUGCUGAAGACUACAAAUCGAGCUGUGCUGGUGGUGCCGGGCCCGGGCAGGAGGAGAUGAAUGAAGGCCAAGAAGGAAUGAAUUCGAUGAAAGCUGGGCAGAGUGCAGGAGGCGCCGGGGGGAGCGGUGGAGCUGGCUAUGACCUCAUGGGUCACCACGGUGGAGAUCAGGCUUAUGAACCAUACUGUCACGGCCUGGAGGAACCCAACAACAACACCAUGACCCUGGAUCUGGACUCUCUAAAAACACACGAGCUUCCUUCCACUGUCAACACCGAACAGUUGGGAUUGAUACAGUCCCAGGCUCCGGCCAUGGGAAUGGGCUCCAACACCGCCGGUCCUAACAACUCCGGAGCUAAACUCUCCUCAGAUCCAGGGGGAACUGGCUCGGGAACAGGUUCUGGAGGCCUCCAGUCUCCAAUUUUCUGCUCAUCUCGUCCCAAGAAGCUGCUCAAAUCCAGCUCUUUCCAUCUGCUGAAAGAGCGAAGGGAUCCCAACACACUGCCGAAGAAAAGUUAUGCUCAAGAAUACGAGUUUGAAGAUGACGAGGACAAAGCGGACCAGCCCGCUGACAUCCGGUUGAACAGCCGCAGGCUGCCUGACCUUUUACCAGAUCUGGUGUCCAGCUGCAGAAAGGGAGGAGGAGGGUCUCUCAGCCCUUUAAUGGGCGACAUUGAUUUUUACCAUACCUCGGGCUACUCCUCAAUGGGCUCUCACACGAUCCUGCCCCCAGAUGGACCCAAGAAGAGGGGUCGGAAGCCCACUAGGCCAAAAAGAGAGGGUCCCCCCAGGCCAAGAGGCAGACCUCGUAUCCGCCCUAUGCCUGAGCCCUACACCCCGCGAGGCAUGAUGGGGGAUAUGGGUGGGUCAGCAGUCGGAGCGGGAUUCAGCGUGGAAGGGCGAGGCAGGGGCAGGGGUCGCGGAAGCCGAGGAAGAGGAGGUCGGAGGGAGGAUAUGUACAUGGAGAUGAGUGGGAAGGAGCAGGACCAGAUGCACUCUCAUCACCUCCAUCAGCAGCAUGCGCAGCAGCUCCAUCAGUCCCAACAGCAGCAGCAGCACGAGCCCAUCCCUCCUCUCAAGAUCAAGUUGCCAGUUGGUACCCUGUCCUCCUCUGACGCCUUGCUGAGGACAGACUCUUUGUCUGGCACCGACCCUGCUUUGUCAGACGGCUCGGUUGGCUCAGCUCCCUCGCUUGGUUUAAGUCCCGGACCCCCCUGCAGCGCUGAGAGUAGAAGCCAGGAGAAGAACAAACAGAAAAGCCAGCUGAUGAGUGAAGGAGUGGAUGAGGAGGGAUUAGAGGAAAGGGGGGAUGAGAAGGAUUCAGAGUCCAAAGCUGGAUUUGUUGCUUCAUUCUUGGACUUCCUGAAGUCGGGGAAGAGACCUCCGGGGUUGGACAUCUCACCAGGGAUGGAAGCUGACAACGGUGAGACUUCUCCUUGUAAGUCAGGAGGGCUGCGGCCACUGUCUCCUGCACCACCUCCUCCACCUCCGCCGCCUCCAUUUGGGGACAGUGAGGGGAAUGGCGGUCUGGCUCUGGGAAACUGCCCCAGCCCCAAGCGCUUAGAAGAUGAGCUGAAGAGGAACCUGGAGACUUUGCCGUCGUUCUCCUCCGAUGAAGAGGAUUCGGUUGGGAAGAACCAGGACCUUCAGAAGAGCAUCUCCUCUGCCAUUUCGGCUCUGUAUGACACUCCCCAGCUAACAUCCAACAUCCAGCCCCCCCUGCCUCCUCCACCUCCUCCUCCCCCCACUCAAACUCAGCCUAUUCAGGCUCCUCUUACCCCCACGCUGCAGCCUCCCACACUCAGUCCGCAGCCAAUGGUGCAAACGCCCCACUCCCAGCCCGAGUCUAAUGAACCAGACAUCCUUCCUCCAGAGGAUGGAGACAUGGAGGAGAACAAGGAAGAGGAGAAUGAAGAGGAGAAUGAGGAGGAAAGGAGCACUGAGGAGGAGGAGGAGGAGGAAGAAGAGCGGGAUAUAACAGAGGAGAGGGAACCGCAGCUGGAAACCCUCUGUGCUCCGAAGCUUGACGCUGCUCUUCCUGAGAUUCCACCAGAACCAUCGACUCCCGAGCCCCCCUCUGUUCCUCCAUCUCCUUCCUCAUCUUCCUCUCCCUCCCACUCCCCCCUCCCUCCCCUUUCUCUCUCUCUCCCCUCACCUUUACCAACACAAGAGGAGCAUCAGGAGAAUUCUCAGCCUCUGAGUCCCGUUGCUGCCACAUCUCCAUCUCCACCAUCCCCUCCUCCUCCUCUUCAACCCACUGCCAUCCCUCAGCCUGCCACUCCUCCCCCUGCUUCCUCCCCUCCCCCACCCUCCACUCAAAAGGAGUCUCCUGUGCCAACCCCGGAGUCUCCCACCUCUCCCGAGGAGCCUCCAGCUCCUAAGAUCACCUCGCUGCACCUCGCCCAGAAGCAAGAAGACGCAGCUAUUGUUGGAGAAAGUGAGGAAGAUGAGAGCGAGAGCGGAGGAGAGGGCAUCUUCAGAGAGAGGGACGAGUUUGUUGUGCGGGUGGAAGAUAUCCGGACUCUAAAGCUUGCCCUGCAGACAGGCCGUGAGCCUCCGCCCAUAUGGAGGGUGCAGAAAGCCCUGCUGCAGAAGUUCAGCCCAGAGAUCAAAGAUGGGCAGCGACAGUUCUGUGCCACAAGCAACUACCUUGGCUACUUUGGAGAUGCUAAGCGGCGGUACCAGCGGAUAUAUGUGAAGUUUCUGGAGAAUGUCAACAAGAAGGACUAUGUCAGAGUUUGCUCUAGAAGACCGUGGCGCAGAGCUGCACCUGGUCUCAGGCGACAGUCCCUCUCCAGAAUGGCAUCCCCUCCUGCUUCCCAGCUACCUCAGAAAGCCGUGGAAAAAGAGGAGCGUGUGGCUCCUCCACCAGUCCAGCGUGAACAGAGGGAGAAACCAAAAGCUGCAGCCUUGACACCGAAGGAGCACGAUGAGAAGAAAGAGGCAGCAGCAGCUGUGCCAAAAGCCAAGCAGAAGGAUACGGACCAGGAGAAGGAAAAGGAGAAGGUGAAGCGUGCGCAGUCCAAUCAGGAGAAGGCAGAGAAGCGAGUGCAGCUGCAGCAGGAGAAAGCGGAGCGGCGAGUUCAGCUGCAACAGGAGAAAGCAGAGAAGAGACUUCAGCAGCAGCAGGAGAAGGUGGAGAAACGUGUGGGCGCUGCAGAACGCGGUAGAGCAAAGGAAGACAAGAAAGCCUCAGAGAGGAAGGAGAGGGAGAAGGCCAAUCGGCCUCCCAAGUCCAAGCCAGCAAAGGUGAAAGCCGAGCCCCCGCCCAAGAAGAGGAAGAAGUGGCUGAACGUACCUUCAUCAGUGCCUUCUUCGUCUGACUCUGACUCGUCUGAAGAGGUGGCCAGUGAGAAUGAAAUGCCAGUGAAGGGUGGGGUGAACAACCGUGCAAUGAGGGAGAUGUUCAGGAGCUACGUGGAGAUGCUGGUGAGCACGGCCCUGGACCCAGACAUGAUCCAAGCCCUGGAAGACACCGACGAUGAGCUCUACCUCCCCCCAAUGAGGAAGAUUGACAGCAUCCUGAGCGAACAGAAGAGGAGGUUGUUGCGGAAAGUCAGCAUGAGUUCUCAACAUCAGGAUGUUCUGCACGCUUACCCCCAAAUAAUUGCAGACCCACUGGACACAGGAGUGGUGAGGGUGCGACUAACCGGUGACGCUUACAACCGAAAGACUCUCAACAGAGUCAAGAAGACCCUGCCUAAACCACAGGAUUUAAAACUGUCACCUGAGGCAUAUCGGAUAUACGGCCUCUACCACUCUCUGCAUCACUAUAAAUACCACACCUUCUUACAGUGCAAGAAAGAGACCAACACCAUUGAGCAGGCGGCCGAGGACCCGGGCCAAGAGGAAGUGGUGCAGCAGUGCAUGGCCAACCAGAGCUGGCUGGACACCCUCUUUAGCUCCUUUAUUGAGCUGCUCUCACUCAGCACCAAAGCCUGAGUUAGCCUCAUAAAGAGACAUAUAGUGGGCUGGAAUCAGCAGAUUUAAAACAGAGAAUUUUAAAAAAGAGGAAUGGAUCCCACUGUACAGCCCCUCAGAUCCCGUUCAAAUCUCUCCAGAUGAGAGGAAGAAGUUUUUCAGGCCCUCGCUGAAUGCUGGAGGGUCUGUUGAUGUGACCUCGGACACUGGCCUUUUUCCUUUGCUUUUUUUUUUUCUUCUUUUAUUGUUGUUGAUCAAUCACUAAAGAAGCAUCUUACUUUGUGAGAAUGUGACCCCAGCAGAUCUCGGGUUACCAGAGGCUCAAGAGGGAACUGAUCAUUGAGGAAAAGGGAGAGAGACAAGUUGGACAACAAGGAGGAGCUGUUACACCAAGUCAAAGGAGGGAGGAGCCACUGACGUCUUGUUAAAUGUGUGUCAUAAAGACAGUAGUUCAGAGGAGAAUAAAAACUAUUACUGCUUAGUUUUUACAUAAAUUAUUUUUUUGAAAAGACUAACAUCAGCUGUCUGCUUUUGAAGAGUGGAAGGAGGUGAGAGUGCUUUUUAACGUGGCGUGUGCCGUGAGCAGCGUGGUCAUGGACUCCGUCAGGAAAAGAAAAGAGAAAAAAAAGUGUUAAACGCUCCCUUGCUCUGUUGUCGCGCGAAGGGCAGCACCAGUCGGCUGUGUAAUAAUAUAUAGACACAUUUUUAUUAUUUAUAUGAGGAGGUUUUUAACUUAAACUCUCACAAAGCGCUGGUUUGCUGCCCUAACAUUUUAAAUAGCUUUUUAUUUUCCACAGGAUCAGUAUACAAUCAUAACCCACAUAUCCAAGUCGUCUUCCCCUCUGUACAAAAGAACAGACGUUGAGGCAGAAAUAUUGUAUUAAAUACAGUGGGUGUAAAAUAAAAAAAGACAAAAAGAAUGGCGAAAUUUAUUUGAAACUUAACAUUGUUGUGCUUCAGUUCAAUCAUCAUUCAUGCAGGUGCAAAGAAAAAUAACUAUCCCUUUCCCGUGUGGGAAGCAGGAGUAUAAAUAAGUAAUAUUUAAAGAGGAAAUAGUCAUUUCAUUUUUAUCAUUUUGAUGUCUGUGCAUACUAUGACUUAUUUUGAAAACAAUCCAAUUUUCCAUAAAAAAGGGAAAAAAAAGAUGUGUAAAUAUUGUACAGUUCUUGAUGAAAUUCUUUGUCCUUCUGUACAUUAACUCUCCUGUAUUUGAAAAACAAAUAAAACCUUCAAAGAACAAA
Nothobranchius furzeri (turquoise killifish) is the source of this 10184-nucleotide messenger RNA. RefSeq names its product proline rich 12a (gene prr12a). NCBI's taxonomy places the organism in Eukaryota, Metazoa, Chordata, Actinopteri, Cyprinodontiformes, Nothobranchiidae. The record is from RefSeq and is a predicted model, not a curated record.